UCAGACCGAGCCUUCUGCAGUCUGUAGUCCUUUCCUUACCCGGAAGUGUAUCGGGUGUCAGUUCCAUACGUGCCCUUGCCUGGCAGCUUGGCAGGAUCUUUAUGUGAGGGAAAUACAGGGGGUUAGUCCCCGUCGCCCAAAAUGUUGCGGGCUGCCUGCAUUGUUUGCCGAGGACUGGUAAAGAAGCAUUCAUUAAAUGAUGCCAAAAUACCUGUACGAAGCCUACAUUUUCAGAGAAGUUGCCCUUCCCAUUUUUCAAGCUUGAAGAUUCACAUGCCUUUACCAAGUACAUCAGCACAAUGGUACUCCUCUCUCUCUCGCCUCCCUCCAAGAAAAAGCAGGCUUUUCCCUGUGAGCUAUGGAUUUCAUGCUAAACGCAACUUUUGGGUAGCAAGGUUGGCAUCCAGAUUAUUAAAACUGCGUUAUCUUCUGCUAGGAUCUGCUGUUGGUGGUGGAUACACAGCAAAAAAGACAUAUGAUCAAUGGAAGGAAAUGUUCCCGGAUCUUAGUGAAUACAAGUGGAUAGUGCCUGACUUUAUUUGGGAGUUGGAUCAACACAUUAAUUUUGAUAAACUAAGUAAAGCCCUUCCUGAUGCUGAGGAGUUAUCCAAGCUUCUACCAGACCUUGAAAAGCUGGGAGAAAGCUUAAGUUUAUUAAUGGGAUGGUUUUCCGCAGAUAAACUAAGUAAAGCCCUUCCUGAUGCUGAGGAGUUAUCCAAGCUUCUACCAGACCUUGAAAAGCUGGGAGAAAGCUUUAGUUUAUUAAAGGGAUGGUUUUCCACAGAUAAACUAAGUAAAGCCCUUCCUGAUGCUGAUGAGUUAUCCAAGCUUCUACCGGACCUUGAAAAGCUGGGAGAAAGCUUGAGUUUAUUAAAGGGAUGGUUUUCUGCAGGUCACAAUUUGGUUAGUGAAGUCAUAGGACCUUCUGAUCUACUUCUGUUUUUAGGCCCAGGAGGGGAAACUGCUUUUAAAGCUAUGGACAGCCAGACCUUUGAGGCUUCUGAAAAACAGUACAAAAAGGGUUUGCUUGGUGAACUCAUACUAUUACAAGAGCAGAUAAAGCAACAUGAAGAAGAAGCUCGCAGGGCUGCUGGGAACAUUAACACGGGCACCUCACAACAACAUCGCAAGGUCUCAGACAAGGAUAAGAUAGAUCAGCUCCAAGAAGAACUUCUAAGAACCCAGCUGAAAUACCAACGCAUUCUUGAACGGCUUGAGAAAGAAAACAAAGAUCUUAGGAAGCUGGUGCUGCAAAAGGAUGAUAAGGGCAUUCAUCAGCGGAAACUAAAGAAAGCAUUGAUUGAUAUGUACUCUGAAGUAUUAGACAUACUAUCUGAUUAUGACGCCAACUACAACACACAGGACCAUUUACCAAGAGUAGUGGUGGUUGGAGAUCAGAGUGCUGGAAAGACCAGUGUCUUGGAGAUGAUUGCUCAGGCCCGGAUCUUUCCUCGUGGAUCUGGAGAAAUGAUGACUCGUUCUCCUGUAAAGGUUACUCUGAGUGAGGGUCCCCAUCAUGUAGCUAUGUUCAAGGACAGUUCACGGGAGUUUGACCUCACCAAGGAGGCAGAUUUGGCAGCACUGAGAGAUGAAAUAGAGGUCCGGAUGAGGAAAAGUGUAAAAAAUGGACAAACUGUUAGUCCAGAGACGAUCUCUUUAAGUGUGAAAGGCCCUGGGAUACAGAGAAUGGUGCUUGUUGAUCUACCUGGAGUCAUCAGUACUGUAACCUCUGGAAUGGCACCUGAUACUAAGGAGACUAUUUUCAAGAUUAGCAAAGCCUACAUGCAAAAUCCAAAUGCUAUUAUACUCUGCAUUCAAGAUGGUUCUGUGGAUGCAGAACGAAGCAUUGUGACAGACCUUGUAAGUCAGAUGGAUCCACAAGGAAGGCGCACUAUCUUUGUCUUAACUAAAGUAGAUCUUGCCGAGAAAAAUGUAGCAAGUCCUAAUCGUAUUCAACAAAUAAUCGAAGGCAAAUUGUUUCCAAUGAAGGCACUGGGUUACUUUGCUGUGGUCACAGGAAAAGGCAACAGCAAUGAAAGUAUUGACUCUAUUAAAGAUUAUGAAGAGGAGUUUUUUCAAGGAUCAUCACUUUUAAAAAAAGGCAUGCUUAAGGCUCACCAAGUGACAACCAAGAAUUUAAGUCUGGCUGUGUCUGACUGCUUUUGGAAAAUGGUCCGGGAGUCGAUAGAACAGCAAGCUGAUGCUUUUACAGCAACACGUUUUAAUCUUGAGACUGAAUGGAAGAACAAUUACCCACGGCUGCGUGAGCUUGACAGGAAUGAACUGUUUGAGAAAGCCAAGAAUGAAAUCCUUGAUGAGGUUAUCAGCCUUACCCAGGUUACACCAAGGCACUGGGAAGAGAUUCUUCAGAAGACUCUGUGGGAAAGAGUAUCUACUCAUGUUAUUGAGAACAUCUACCUCCCAGCAGCCCAGACUAUGAAUUCAGGCACUUUCAAUACCACCGUAGACAUAAAGCUGAAACAGUGGACUGACAAACAACUGCCUAAUAAAGCUGUAGAGGUUGCAUGGGAGACCCUUCAGCAAGAGUUCUCCCGCUUCAUGACUGAACAGAAAGGCAAAGAACAUGAUGACAUAUUUGACAAGCUUAAGGAGUCGGUGAAAGAGGAGAGCAUCAAGAGGCAUAAGUGGAAUGAGCAGGCAGAAGACAGUCUGCGUGUUAUCCAGCACAAUGCCUUAGAAGACCGUUCCAUAUCAGAUAAACAACAGUGGGAUGCAGCCAUUCAUUUUAUGGAAGAUACCUUACACAGCCGCUUGAACGAUACUGAUUCUGUUAUUCGGGACAUGGUGGGACCGGACUGGAAGGAGAGAUGGAUUUCUUGGACCUCCCGGGCUCCUGAACAGCACAUACGUAACGAAACUAAAAACGAACUAGAAAAAAUGUUAAAGGUUAACGAAGGCCAUCCUGCAUAUCUUGCUAACGAUGAAGUAACAACUGUAAGAAAAAAUCUGGAGGCCAGAGGAGUGGAAGUGGAUCCAGUUUUGAUAAAAGACACAUGGCACCAAGUUUACAGAAGGCAUUUCUUAAAAAGUGCUCUUGCUCAGUGCAACCUUUGCAGAAGAGGUUUCUUCUAUUAUCAAAGGCACUUUGUGGACUCAGAGUUGGAGUGCAAUGAUGUGGUCCUCUUCUGGAGAAUACAGAGGAUGCUGGGAAUAACUGCAAACACUCUGAGACAGCAGCUUAUUAAUACUGAAGUACGGCGUUUAGAGAAGAAUGUAAAAGAGGUAUUAGAAGACUUUGCCGAAGACGGUGAUAAAAAAGUAACCUUAUUAACCGGAAAGAGGGUCCAACUAGCAGAAGAUCUCAAAAAAGUUCGGGAAAUCCAGGAAAAACUUGAAGCUUUUAUUGAAGCCCUUCAUCAAGAGAAUUAGGAGAUGUCGCCUGACUAGGAAAAUACUCAGCAGCUCCAUACAAUUGGAUUUUCAGGAAUUUUCUACUCCAUUAACAGAACAUUUUGUGGAAUCUAAUCAGCCCAUGUUGCAACCUCUCCUUCAUCCAUUGCCUUCAGAAGAGGUGCCAGGCACAUGUCUAUAGGUUCAGUACGCAAUAUAAACAAUAUUUUGCUGCUGUGUUAUUUGUGUAUUAGAUGUAUUCAAUUAUUUUCCAAAAGCAAGCCGUAUAUGAUUUUAUCAGCUGUAUAUAUGUUACUUUUGAUAAAUUCCCUCAUGCUAGCGACAUUACAGACAUGUACAUUUACA
Messenger RNA from Xenopus laevis (African clawed frog), 3717 nucleotides. RefSeq names its product optic atrophy 1 (autosomal dominant) L homeolog (gene opa1.L). The coding region runs from base 142 to 3390 and encodes 1082 amino acids. Gene Ontology annotation, biological process: mitochondrial fusion; mitochondrial fission; endocytosis. Lineage: Eukaryota; Metazoa; Chordata; Amphibia; Anura; Pipidae. The record is from RefSeq and is a predicted model, not a curated record. Gene Ontology annotation, molecular function: microtubule binding; GTPase activity; GTP binding. The transcript has 33 exons. Gene Ontology annotation, cellular component: mitochondrial inner membrane; membrane; mitochondrial intermembrane space.